Molecule: messenger RNA, 1985 nt
Organism: Alosa alosa (allis shad)
Lineage: Eukaryota; Metazoa; Chordata; Actinopteri; Clupeiformes; Clupeidae
Product: zinc finger protein 629-like
Exons: 3
Coding region: 668-1891 (407 amino acids)
Biological process (GO): regulation of transcription by RNA polymerase II
Cellular component (GO): nucleus
Molecular function (GO): DNA-binding transcription factor activity; RNA polymerase II cis-regulatory region sequence-specific DNA binding
Source: RefSeq, a predicted model, not a curated record
UAGGUGCCUUGCUCAAGGGCACUUCAGCCGCGGCCCACUGGUCGGGGCUAGAACCGGUGAAGCACCCGAUUUGGUUCCCCGUGCAAUUAAUUUUUCCCCUCUAGGUCUUUACACGGAAGCUCUAGUCGGUUACCGUAGCUGAAAACACGGAAAACGCAAUACAGCACUGUGAAUACGCACGGUAACCUAGCAACAACGCAAGAACUUCAAAACAGUGGCGUAAAGGAAACAGGAUUUCCGGGGGAACCAAAUCGGGUGCUUCACCGGCAACCCUCCGGUUAUAAGUCCUGAGUGCUAACUAGUGGGCCACGGCUGCCCUAUGUGUGCGGAAUGAACAAAUAUUUUGACCACUGACUACAUAGCACAAAGUCGAUGGAUUUGCCAUCCUCCUCUUACUCAGUAAAUAUUAGAUGUCAGUGUUUGCUCUAUACAGUUCACACAGAGACACAUUUCUUGCAGGGAAUGCACCUUUUCCCCUUCUGUCAUGCCUUGAAUCCUGUGUGUGUUUUACCGGCAGAUAACAUGGUACAACACGACUGGAGCAGCCCAUUGAGAAGUGGGACACUGGAGGCCAGGAGCGACAGCCCUGAACAGCCUCUGAGCAUUGAGGACAAGGUGUGCAAAUAUUGUACAAUGUUCAAGCAGUCAAGGACAGGAUUCAACCCUGAUGCAGAUCAAAGAGGAAAGGCUGGAGGAUGACUUAUGGAGCCAGGAAAUAGAGCCCAUGAAAUACGAGGUCAACAUUGCUGAUGACUCCCGUUUCAACCAGCGUCUCUAUGCAGAAAGCUCAAGUUCUCAACAUCUCAGAGAAUCAACCCCAGGACAAAACCAUACAUCCUACACCUUCACCCAGGACCCCCCCACACAUGUGUCGUUCAUACCAAAUGCAAACCCCCAUCUCACACUUCCCAGCAUCUCAAACGCACCCCUGACGUACACACAGCGCUCAAAUACAUAUCCCUCGGACCCUGCCACAAGCUUUACAGGCGUGCAUGAGCCACGGCUCAGCCUCAAACAUGCACAGACUACCAGCCGAGGCCGCACACAUGCACAGAACUGUGAGGAGACAGUGGAGUUCGGCGAUCUGAGGCUGAAGGCUGAGCAUCAGGAGGGGAAGCAGGCGGCCAUCUUGGGUCACCAGGGCAUCGGAGUUCACGCUGCGACUGGACUAGAGAAACAGACUGAGAGCCAGGCAGUGGACCAGGAGGACGCUGACCUGUGGGGUCCCCUCACGGAAGAGGAUGAGGAAGAGGACAGCGAUACGAACCAUAGCUUUGACGACCUGCUCUACGGGGUGGAACAGUACUCCCAUCCCCAUGGCGACAGCCCAGGAGACGUGCUGCAUGUAGACACCUCACAGACGCCACCUUCCAUGGAGGGAACCAGCAUGGAGGGCUUCGCCGUUGCUCCAGGGACCGAUAUGGCCAUAACACAGCCUCAGCUACAGUCUCCACAGAGGACGGCUCAUCAGGGACACGCACAGGCGAGACGGCCGGCGCCCCCUGGUGGUCCACAGUUCCACCCGCGCCUGCCCCUGCCCCCUCCUGAGCUGCCCCUCCACGUGUGCAGCAUCUGCAAGAAGGGCUUCACCACCUUGUCUUACCUGCGCAAGCACCUGCGCAGCCACUCUGGCGAGAGGCCCUUCACCUGCUCCAUCUGCUUCAAGCACUUUCUGUGCUCGUCGCACCUGACCAUCCAUCUGCGCACGCACACGGGCGAGCGGCCGUACGCCUGCGGUACUUGCGGCAAGCGGUUCACACAGCAGAGCAGCCUGAAGACGCACCAGAGCGUCCACAGCGGCCUGCGGCCCUACCGCUGUCCCCACUGCGGCAAGAGCUACACCCUCAUGCACCACCUCAAGAGACACAUGGGCACGCAUGAGAAAUGCUAAAGACGAGAGCAACACCCUGAUGCACCACCACGAGAGGCGCAUGAGAAAUGCUGAAGACGAGAGCUACACCCUGAUGCACCACCUCAAGAGACAC